UGUUCGGAAAGGAUUACAAAUGAAGGAUUUCCAUCAUCUGAAUGUGAUGGAAUUGAUUGGCAUUUGCUGGGUAAAGCCACACAGUGAUGCUCUUCCACCGUCUUCUCCACUGAUUGUGUUGCCAUACAUGGAGCUCGGAGAUUUAAAGACGUAUUUGAGAAGAAACAGACCAGGAAAACGUUUGAAUGAGAAGGGUAAUACAAUCAGUCUGGUUCAACUGCUCAAGUUUGGCUAUCAGAUUGCAAGAGGAAUGGAGUAUCUGUCAAACGCCGGGAUUAUUCAUCGAGAUCUUGCUGCAAGAAACUGCAUGGUCAAUUGGGAUUUGGAGAUCAAAGUUGCCGACUUUGGUUUGUCUCGUAUGAUGGAAGGAAAGGAUUAUUAUCGAAUGGGACAUUUUAGUUGUUUACCAGUGAAAUGGAUGGCUCCAGAAUGUCUAAUUGAUCUGAUCUUCACUUCGAGCUCUGAUGUGUGGUCGUUUGGUGUAACUUUAUGGGAGGUGAUGUCGUUGGCUCAAGUUCCCUACCCUGGAGUCGAUAAUCAAGACAUUCUUUCAUACUUGAAGCGAGAGAGGAGAUUGAAGAAGCCCGACAAAUGCCCGGAUAGAGUUUAUGAGAUCAUGCAUCAGUGCUGGCAGACACAACCAGACAGUCGGCCGACAUUCAAAGCCAUUGUGAAAGACAUGGAAGAGUACCUGGCCGAAAUGAUGAACUACUUCAACCCACUGGAUUCUAAUGGUCGACGCCCUUCCGAUCCAUACAUCACAUGGAACUUGAUGUCUAUAGUUGAGGAGGAGGAUGACGAUGCAAGCAGCACUGACCAACUCGAACAAGCAGCGACAGCUGAACAAUCAGUCAUGAUAAGACAACAGACUUCCAAGCAUCAGGCUAAUCUUUUCGAACAAAAACAACAUUCUUUACCGAGGUUGGAUAGGAGCAGCGUAAUUCAACGGUUUGUCAACUUUGGCAGGAGUGUCUCGUUGCGAAUGAAACGCAGCAGCAUGUUGAACAAGAAAGUUUGACACACGACAUCAACUUGACAGCGGGAGAUAGCAGGUCAUUGUGAUGAUUAAAUAUUUUAUUAGUAACUUUUUGAUUAUCAUAACUAUGGUAUUGAUGAGGUAUACAGUAAAGUAAGUUGUAUACCGAUUUCGAUUUGUGUGUUAGUUCAUGUAGAACUACGCAUUAAAUGCAUUUUUGUGUCUGUAUCUUGUGAU
Molecule: messenger RNA, 1213 nt
Organism: Corticium candelabrum
Lineage: Eukaryota; Metazoa; Porifera; Homoscleromorpha; Homosclerophorida; Plakinidae
Product: tyrosine-protein kinase receptor TYRO3-like
Exons: 5
Coding region: 20-1018 (332 amino acids)
Biological process (GO): protein phosphorylation; multicellular organism development; cell surface receptor protein tyrosine kinase signaling pathway
Cellular component (GO): signaling receptor complex; plasma membrane
Molecular function (GO): ATP binding; transmembrane receptor protein tyrosine kinase activity
Source: RefSeq, a predicted model, not a curated record